AAUCUUGCUUUCGUGCUCCUCCCCACUUCCACCUCUUCCUCUCCUCCUCGUCGCUCAUCCGAACCCUAGUCUCAGUCAACCCGGCAACCGACCUUCAGCACCAGCAGCACCCUUCGUUUCUCGGGACGGGACUUAGCUUGCAGUAGAAGCAGCAACAGCUCUAGCCUCGCACGACCGUUGGUCAGUGGUUAGACUGCAACGGGGACGCAAAAGUUCGGCCUUGAAGAAGAUAAUCGGAGCUUUGACAACAAAAUAUCGGGUUUCGGUUAGAUUGCUAAUGAUAAGAUAGGGCGUUCCGUAGUUUCGAAGUUUCGAAGCUGAGAAUCUGCGAAGCUCAGAAUGCGCGGCAUUGUGCUGCUGAUAGGUGUCCUGCUCGUCGCAACGACGUUCGCGUCGGCAUGGACAGUCACAGGGAAUCAUCCCGGCUCCGAGGGCCAUCACGCGGCCGGCGUGGGGCAUCAUCACGACCCGAACCUGCACCCUGACGACCCCCGUUACACUCUCAAUCACUUCCUCUUCCAUCAAGCUGGUAACCAGCCGCCACCUCUUUUCGCCGCAGUCGCCGCCGCCGCAGCUGCCGGCAAACCUGCCUCGGAAAAUGCCGAACCUGUGGUUACGCCGGAAUCAGGAACAGGCUCGAUCGCCGAAGCAGCAGCCGUGGGCGAAGGAGGAGGAGGAGGAGCAAUAGCCUCGAUCGCCGCGGUCGGCGGGGGAGCGGUCGGAAGGAACGGGAGGGCUGUGAUUAUAGGCCCUGUGAAUAUAGAGGGGUUGUUUCUCGGGGAAGCGGGCAACGCGGCGACGUCAACGGGGCCGAAAGCGACUAAGCGGCCCGCCGGGCCGUGCACUAGUCUUAAGAAGGUUUACAUUAUCAACAUCACUAAGGCGUCCGAUCUAGCCACGCGGACCAUGCUCCCGCCGACCGCCUCUGUUGUUCUCUACCUGAAAAACAACCUGGCGCUUACCCAGGGCCUCCUGUUCAACCAGAAGUACUCCUGCACGAUCCUGAUGAGCGAGAAGUGGCCGGGGUUUACUAUAACGAGUACGGAUCUGGCGAACCCAAUAAUUCGCGUAUGGAACACGAAUAACUUCGUGUCGAUGAACGUUAAUUAUAAGUUUCCGGUGUCGGAGGCCAGCCCCGAAUGCACCAACGUGCCCGAGCUCGGCGCGGGAGUCACCUGUCCCGCCGUCUCGAUCUUCAAGUCAUUCGGCGUGCAGAUCGGCAUGGGUGCCGUAUACGGCCGAGUGGACGUCCUUCGAAGCAUGGUGGUGAGGAUAGAUUCCCUCAAGGUCACCGGAGUGCCGAAUUUCGACAAGUCGCCUGGCGCCAUUCGCGUCGCGCUUUCCGGCUACGGCCCCAACCUCCUGCUGGCCAGCAUCGUCAUCUCCAACAACGAGGUCUAUGGCGUGAAUACCCCGAUUGUGCUGCACAGGGGUGCGGUAGGAGUAACCGUUACAAACAACUACGUCCACGAUUUCAUUUUCGCGGGCAUUCGCUGCGGCGCGGACGUGCACUACGCCGGUGACUGCAUGCUCACUCGAAUCAACUCCAACCUUGUGGUCGCUAAGGGGAGGAACACUAAUGGGGAUCACGAUGCCGCGGGGAUCUACUACUGCACGCACUGGUUCAACCCCGGUAACAAGGCGUUCUGCAACUAUGUGUUUAACGGGGAUCACUGCUAUUACCUCGAUUAUUGCACAUCCGGUGUGCUUGUACGAGGCGGAGCGUGCGUUGGCACCUACGAUGGCAUGAAAGUGAACAACGGGAAGAGGAACGUGAUAAAGCAUGUGGCAAUGAAGAGUGUUGAGGGCUCCCCUGGCUGGACCACAUGCUUCACAGUGACACUCAACAACUGCCUCAAGGACCCGGGCAGCUACUGGGAGGCGAUGCGAGUGAAGUACUACAACUCGGCUGUAAUCAAUAAGAGGUGGCCGUGGAUGCAGAAUGUGUGCAAGGAGAAGUCAGCUUAUGGUGGGGUGCCAUGCAACCCCCCUGGCCAGCCACCUGCUAGUGUUACGGGCGCGUGCAGCGGUUACGGGACCGACAACCUUAUCGAUCUGGUUACCGUGAACAGUACGAGGGCUGUCAGUUACAAGUAUUGCGAGAAAUACCCCGUUGUGCCGCGACUCAAUUUGGAGUAUAACAUCACGGUGAGCCCCGCGUACGUGAAGUUCCGCAACUACAGGCGCAACGACCUUGGGCUCCAAAAGGGCUCGCCGAUUUUCAAGAGGAGGCCAAAUUAUUUGAGCUGCCCGAAAGGGUUGGUUGGCCCCAGGAAAUUCUCGACCAACUCGUUUUACUUCAACUACAAUGUGCCGAGGCCUGCUGGGUUUUUCAUGGUGGUGGGUAUGGACACGAAGCACAUUAUUGAUCAUGACCUCAUCCCUGCGAAAGUGAGGGCACAGAUGUUGGCAACGUCGGAGUACUCGUGGCUAAGGAGCCAGUUGCUGUGAUUGGGAGCUUGCCAUUGGAAAGCAACUAUGUGCUUAGAAGUAGUUUGGGUAUGAAGCUAUGUUGGUUAUAUCAGAAUAAUUGAAUAAAAGUAAAGUGAGAGUACACACAAAUAUAUCUAAGUUUUGUAACCUCUAAGAGAUCUUGAGAAGAUCUUUCCGACGCAACAAGAAUCUCUUCAAUUGGAGCAAGAACGCGAAAGCUAUGAAGAUUCAAAGUUCUUGAGCUUGCGUUACAAUUGCGGCGGUUACAAAGUGAAGUUGUGGGGUGACUCACAAUGGAGUUGGGACCUUUGGGGUUUGGGAAACUUGUCACUCUACUGUAACAGCUGCAAAUAGGUUGGGAACAACCAAGCUAGGUUGGCAAGGGUGGCCAACUUGGAUGGAUUGGUUGGGAAGGGACAAAGGUCAAAGUUGAGGUUCCUAUAGGGAGGGAAUCUUUGUGCUUAUGGGGUUUCCUUGGUUGGGGACUCUCUUGGGAUCUUCCCUCUCAUCCCUCUCUUUCUAUCCCAACCUUUCUCUUGCUCCUUCUAAUUCCUUGUGAGAUUCUUGAACUUUGAUUGAACUUUUGAGAUUGAGUUAAGUUCUCCUCCUACAGCUUACCCCCUAGUGCGUCGAAAGCCAUAGCGUCGCGAAUACUUCAUCAAUCAACAUGAUUCAAAUUG
Molecule: messenger RNA, 3113 nt
Organism: Closterium sp. NIES-67
Lineage: Eukaryota; Viridiplantae; Streptophyta; Zygnematophyceae; Desmidiales; Closteriaceae
Source: the annotation of a GenBank genome assembly